Macroventuria anomochaeta is the source of this 2502-nucleotide messenger RNA. RefSeq names its product ATP-dependent RNA helicase DBP7. The transcript has a single exon. Gene Ontology annotation, biological process: ribosome biogenesis. Gene Ontology annotation, molecular function: nucleic acid binding; ATP binding; RNA helicase activity. The coding region runs from base 1 to 2502 and encodes 833 amino acids. Gene Ontology annotation, cellular component: nucleus. The record is from RefSeq and is a predicted model, not a curated record. Lineage: Eukaryota; Fungi; Ascomycota; Dothideomycetes; Pleosporales; Didymellaceae.
AUGGCCGACGAUGGCAUGCUCCUCAACUUCUCCAUACCCGAGAGCGGUAUCAUUGCGAAGCCGAGCAUAAAAGGCGGCUCAUGGAGAAGUCGCCUGACGGCAAAGAAAGCGGCGCAGAACUGGCACACCAAGGCCACUGCACGGCUGAAUGGAGAGGUGGUACCCAAGAAAGCGCAGGAGGGGAAGGGUACAGAUGUGAAUCGCACAGAGUUGGGUCCCCGAACAAGACGAGUGUCCAAGAGCCCUGAACCUGCAGGCAACGGCGAACGGCCGGUGAAGAGAGCGCGUGUGAGCGGAGACUUCAAACCAAGAACCACAGAGAGGACAGCGCCAAGCGAUUUCAGACCACAGUCGACAACGGGCGCACCGAAACAGCUUCAAGAGAGGCAAGAGGCCCCAAAGAAGGGCAACAAGCAGAUCAUCUCGUCCCUGUUCACAUACAACCCCGCCUCGACAACGAAGACGCAGCCCGCCGAACGAAGCACUGUAGACGAUGCGCCCAUCGAGCCGUCGAACGCGCCGCUCAGCAGCGAGCUAGAGACGUUCACGUCACUCGGUAUAUCACCGACACUCGCAACACACAUGCUCAACAAGAUGGGCAUGAAGGCACCGACAGCUAUCCAGAAGGCCGCAAUUGCACAGCUGGUCAAAGACGACUCAGACGCAUUCAUACAGGCCGAGACCGGUUCCGGAAAGACAUUAGCCUACCUGCUACCGAUUGUGCAGAGACUGAUGGAGUUGUCAGCGAACAUGAAGAAGCGGAAGGACGCGGGCGAUGAGGCUGUGCAGCGGAGUUCGGGCCUGUUUGCUGUCAUCCUGGCACCGACUCGAGAACUGAGCAAGCAGAUUGCGCUCGUGCUCGAGAAGCUGCUAGGUUGUGCGCACUGGCUCGUCGCUACCACAGUCAUUGGUGGUGAGAAGAAGAAGUCAGAGAAGGCGCGGUUACGGAAGGGUAUCAACAUACUUGUUGCCACACCGGGACGACUGGUUGACCAUCUGGAGCAUACAGAAGCCCUGGAUGUAAGCAACGUCAGAUGGCUGGUUCUCGAUGAAGGCGAUCGCAUGAUGGAACUUGGUUUCGAGCAGGACAUGCAGAAGAUUAUCGGACAGCUCAAUUUGCGGAUGCGCGCACACAAAGAGGGCAGGUCAGCGAUACCAGGGCUCCCAGAGAAACGUACGACCGUCCUCUGUUCCGCGACAAUGAAGAUGGACGUAGAGCGGUUAGGCCAGAUCAGUUUAAAGGACGCGGUGCACAUCAAAGCAGAUCCUGCCGACAAAGACAAGAACGCAGUCGAGGAACGAGACGAUCAGGGUUUCUAUGCGCCAGCACAACUGAAGCAGUCGUACGCUGUGGUGGCCCCCAAGCUGCGGUUGGUGUCCUUAUUGGCUUAUCUGAAGCGCACGUUCGCACGGAAAGGUUCAGUCAUGAAAGCCAUCGUCUUCAUAUCCUGCGCAGACUCAGUCGACUUCCACUUCGACUUGCUGACGAGCAAUCUCGACGGUGACAAGCCAGACGCCAUCAAGGAAGACGCAGCAGAAAAGGAGGCCGAUGGAUCAGACAAGAAGGAGAAGAAAAAAGCCGUCGCCCAAUCCGACCCUACAAAGCUCGUUGUCACACACGCUGAAUCGCCCAUCCUCUCCCCCAAGACCCACACCGUAACAGCGUACCGUCUUCACGGUUCUCUCCAGCAAUCCCUCCGAACAUCCACCCUCGCACACUUCACCAAGAACAACGAAGCGUCCGUCCUCAUCGCCACAGAUGUAGCAUCCCGUGGUCUUGAUCUGCCCAACGUCGACCUCGUCAUCGAGUUCGACCCUGCGUUUGCGCGCUCCGACCAUCUUCACCGCAUCGGUCGCACGGCGCGUGCCGGUCGCGACGGACGCGCCUGCAUCUUCCUCCAGCCCGGCUGUGAAGAAGGCUACGUGGAUAUACUCAAGUCCGACCGCAAAGACAGCGAAGUGGGCGUGCAUCUACUCCGUCAAGAUGCUGACGACAUCUUGAACAAGGGUCUGAUCACAACUGGCAUCGUGGAGAAGGGCGCAUACAUGGAGAAAGCCACCGACCUCCAACUCGCUGUCGAGCGCUGGGCCCUCGCAGACCCGAAGCGCUUGGAAGCCGCGCGAAGAGCUUAUCAAUCCCACAUCCGCGCCUACGCCACCCACAUCGCCGACGAGCGCGUCUACUUCGACAUCAAAUCACUGCACUUGGGCCACCUCGCCAAAGCCUUUGCGCUCCGCGAACGCCCCAGCGGCAUGAAAGUCCCCGGUCUGCGCACUGGCGCUGGCCGCGAAGACAAGCGCCCGGCCAAGGUCCGCGGUGCGCCAAAGGUCGAUGGCGCGAGUCGCAAGGCGGACAAAGUGCCUCCGAAGAAGGGGAUUCAGGAUCUGGAUUUGCCGCUGGGCGCGGAUGAGGAGGAGAGCGCGAAGAUGAGGAAGGCGGUUAGGGCGAGGGAGAAGUUUAUGAGGCAUGCGGGUAUGGCGUCGGAGUUCAAUUUGGGAUAA